Messenger RNA from Onychomys torridus (southern grasshopper mouse), 306 nucleotides. RefSeq names its product 40S ribosomal protein S16-like. The transcript has a single exon. Lineage: Eukaryota; Metazoa; Chordata; Mammalia; Rodentia; Cricetidae. Gene Ontology annotation, biological process: maturation of SSU-rRNA from tricistronic rRNA transcript (SSU-rRNA, 5.8S rRNA, LSU-rRNA); translation. Bases 1 to 306 code for a protein of 101 amino acids. The record is from RefSeq and is a predicted model, not a curated record. Gene Ontology annotation, molecular function: structural constituent of ribosome; RNA binding. Gene Ontology annotation, cellular component: cytosolic small ribosomal subunit; ribosome.
AUGAUCGAGUACAAGUUAUUGGAAUCCGUUCUGCUGCUGGGCAAGGAACGAUUUGCUGGUAUGGAUAUCUGGGUCUGUGUGAAGGAUGGUGGUCAUGUGGCCCAAAUUUGUGCUAUCCAACAGUCCAUCUCCAAAGCCCUGGUGGCUUAUUACCAAAAGUAUGUGGAUGUGGCUUCUAAGAAGGAGAUCAAAGAUAUACUCAUCCAGUAUGACCGCACCCUGCUUGUAGCUGAUCUGCGUUGCUGUGAAUCCAAAAAGUUUGGAGGUCCUGAUGCCCUUGCUCAAUACCAGAAAUCUUACCAAUAA